This is a messenger RNA of Metarhizium acridum CQMa 102, 537 nucleotides long. RefSeq lists its product as uncharacterized. NCBI's taxonomy places the organism in Eukaryota, Fungi, Ascomycota, Sordariomycetes, Hypocreales, Clavicipitaceae. The record is from RefSeq and is a predicted model, not a curated record.
AUGGCCUGCCAAAACAGCGGAGGCAAGAACUACACCAACCGCAACGCCUGCGGUGUAACGUCCAAGCCAAAUCUAGGUUCGCCAUUCACAUUGGCUCUCUGGCUUUCCAAGCCUGCGUGGCGCCGAGCCUCCGUCAACACGUUGCGGUGCUUGGUCGGGUGCACGGCAGGAGACUUUUCGGCAAUGUGGUAUCUCCAAGCAUCCCAACCGGACCUUGGCAUGGGGGCCAUCAUGGCCAUCUCUAUGGCGAGCGGCAUAACCACCUCGCUUGCCCUCGAAACGGUUCUACUUCGCAAAGGUCGCGACGGCAUGUCCUGGCCGGUUGCCGUGAAAACCGCCGCCGGCAUGAGCAUGAUAUCGAUGAUGACCAUGGAGUUGGCAGAGAAUGCCGUCGACUACCACCUCACCGGGGGUCAGAUUGCCAUCGAUUCGCCCGCCUUUUGGGUCGCCGGUGCUGUGGCCAUGGCCGCGGGAUUCCUCGCGCCUCUACCCUACAAUUACCUCCGGCUGAAGAAGUACGGCAAGGCCUGCCACUGA